GUUAUCCAUGGUAAGACAGAGCUAUGUAAUGGUCCCACAAGAUUGCCAGCACCACAAACAAGAUCUUGCAAUGAUUUUUUGGAUUAACCUUUUCACUUACCACUCGACACCAGAAAAGAGACCUGGUUCAGAAAGGAAACGAAAGAGAAGGGCAGAUAAUUUUGACCACACAGCUGCAGGUCAAGCAAAGAAAAUUAAUGAAUAUUUUAGGCAUUCUUCAACAAGCCCCAGUAGGAAUCCAGUUAUGAUGGGCAAUCCCAAGUCACCUAGCAGUAGCUUUCAUAUGUUUCAAAAUUCACCUCCUAGUAACAGUUAUUCGCUUGCUAAUAGUUAUCCCCAUAGCAACAACUUUCCGGACAAUAGCGUUGAUCUCAGUAAUUUUUCACCACACCAUCUCUCUCAAAGGCGAAUGACUGAAAUGUAUUCAGUAGAAACUCAGAGUGAUCUUUCAAUUCAUGAUAUUCAUCAUUUAGAAACCAAGGUAUCUAAUGACUUACAGAAGAAAGAAAGUAGAAUUGAUGAAUUACUUAGGACGAAUGUACAGUUACGACAAAGGAUUGACUCGCUAGAAAAAGAUUUAGAGAAACAGAAAGACACAUGCAAAAAGUGUGUGGCAAUGAAUAAACAAUUGUUAUUAGAAAAGUCAUUACAAGAAAAAAAAGAAGUGAGGAAACGGAGCAUGGAGAAUAGACUACGACUUGGACAAUUUACAACCCAACGGCAGGGGGCAUCGUUUGUUGAAAGCUGGCAAGAUGGCUUUGCAUUUACUGACCUCAUGAAACAACAAGAGAGCAUAUCUUCUGAGAGAGAAGAACUUGAAAGACAUCGUAAAUUGCUACUCAAGAGAAAACCAGGCAGUGCAUCACAGUCUAUUAGUAGUAAAAGUAAUAAACCAAAAGCAAAUGGUGGUGACGAUGGUUUUCUCAAACCACCAGCACCAUCUUUAACACUCCAAGAAUACUAUGAACAAGAAGAGAUUCUAAAAUUAAGAGCUGCUUCUCUUAAAAAAGAGGAACAGGAUCUACAAGUAGAACUAGAAAAGCUGGAAAGGGAACGCAAUUUGCAUAUACGAGAAUUAAAACGUAUACACAAUGAAGACCAGUCCAGAUUUAAAGACCAUCCUGUACUAAAUGAACGUUACCUAUUAUUGCAUUUACUUGGUAAAGGUGGCUUUAGUGAAGUUCAUAAGGGUUUUGACCUGAAAGAACAAAGGUAUGUGGCAUGUAAAGUUCAUCAACUAAAUAAAGAUUGGAAGGAAGAUAAGAAAGCUAAUUACAUUAAGCAUGCUUUAAGAGAAUAUAAUAUUCAUAAAACGCUGGACCAUCCAAGAAUAGUUAAACUGUAUGAUGUCUUUGAAAUUGAUUCAAAUUCAUUUUGUACAGUUCUAGAGUACUGUAAUGGCAAUGAUUUGGACUUUCAUCUGAAACAAAACAAAAUGGUGCCUGAGAAGGAAGCCAGGUCAAUUAUCUUACAGACCGUCAGUGCCUUGAGAUAUUUGAAUGAAAUCAAACCACCUAUUAUACAUUACGAUUUAAAACCUGGUAAUAUACUCCUGGGUAAAGGAUCAGUCAGUGGCGAGAUUAAGAUUACAGAUUUUGGAUUAUCUAAAAUUAUGGAUGAUGAUAAUUACAAUUCUAUGGAAGGUGGUAUGGAUUUAACUUCACAAGGUGCUGGAACAUAUUGGUAUUUACCGCCAGAGUGUUUUAUUGUUGGUAAAUCUCCUCCCAAGAUAUCGUCUAAAGUCGAUGUCUGGUCGGUUGGUAUUAUCUUCUAUCAAUGUUUGUAUGGCAAAAAGCCAUUUGGCAAUAAUCUUUCCCAAGCUAGUAUACUAGAGCAGAAUACUAUUCUUAAAGCUACCGAUGUGGAUUUUCCAUCCAAACCUGUUGUUAGUAACGAGGCCAAGCAUUUCAUUAGGAGAUGUCUGGUUUACAAAAAGGAAGAGAGAGCAGAUGUACCCAUACUAUCAAAAGACCAGUACUUACAGCCGGGAAUUAGGAGAACACCAUCUACUAGUACAGCGGCUAGUUAAUAACAAUAGCCAACCCUGUUGGUUAUUGACACUGCCACUCUUCCAUUUACUGAUUUUAACAAGAUGUAUCAUUUGACAACCUCCUAUGGAAUACGAAUGGUUUCAAAUCAUUUACAUUAGUUUGUUUUGAAAAAAAAAAGAAUUAUGCUGCAAUGGGUGGGAUGUACAUGGACGAUGCACAGCAUUGACUGUUAGUGUGCUGGAUUGAUCAGCUGAACAUGUUGAAAGUCGGAUUGGCCUUUCUUUAAUGUACAGUUUCUACUCGUUUACGAUACCCAAUACACACGUUACACAACAUGCAACCCCCACACCACCAACCGAUGCCUCUCCAAUAUCGUCAUCUUGUACACAAAUCAGGUUUAUUAUGUGCUAGCAGAUCACCACGUAUCAAUCAAGACAUCAUGCCAGCCAGCCAGCACCAGACACCAAUUUGGUGUGCUAUAGAAUCUAUGUCUACCACAGCCAACCAGCCAACAACAAACAAACAAGCUCACAUUCAGUCAGCAACACACAGCUGCAAGCAAGCCAGCAAUAGCAUCCAAGCUAAAUAGCAAGACACACACACAGUCAGUCAGUCAGCCAACCAGUCAGCAACACACAACUGCAAGCAAGCAAAAGCAUCCAAGCCAAAUAGCAAGAGACACCAAGUUGGUCAGCAAUAGAGACAGCUUGUACAGCAAUUCCUGUCAUGUAUCAAAGGCUUUGAAUAUAAUUGCAAAAUUCAACACAUCACUAUAGUGUGUGUAUGUUGGACAUUGUUGUUUAGAUCAAACCUCAUUGUUUUCAAGAAUGGCGACUUUUCCAAUGACCUAAUAGAAAAACUUAACUACAUAAAUGCCCCCCCCCCCAUAAUAUUUGUUCUUUUGUUUUGUGCUCUUCAUUUGUGUGAAAACUUUCAAUGACUUGAGCAAUUAUGACCAUAGAAUUUCACAUGGUGCAUGGUUGAACCCAGUCGUGCUCAUAAUCUUAAAUUGAGCAGGUAUCAGGUCACAUAGCUAGUGGCUCUCUUCGCUUAGAGUAUAGUAACUCAUGCAGCACUUGCAUAACUAGCCCAAUAAGAUACUGUGCAUAUUCAUCUUUAUAUAUUGUUUCAGCACCGUUCACCGGAUUUGGUGGACUUCAGAUUUGUCACAACACAGAGUUCAUUUGUUGAGGUACCGGUACUUAUUGUCAAACCUCGCUGUUGAUGAGGCUGAACUAAGAGGACCAAUAAUUGGCAGUAAAUGUAUCCAUGAGGAAAUAGUUCUAAUAAUCAUAAAUUUGGAUAAUUGAAGUUGUAUUGAACAAGAAACAGACUCAUUAAAAAGUAAUAAAUCUACGUUAUCUAGAUUAUUGCACCACCAUCUGAA
Messenger RNA from Saccoglossus kowalevskii, 3378 nucleotides. RefSeq names its product serine/threonine-protein kinase tousled-like 2. Lineage: Eukaryota; Metazoa; Hemichordata; Enteropneusta; Harrimaniidae. Gene Ontology annotation, biological process: peptidyl-serine phosphorylation; chromosome segregation; intracellular signal transduction. The record is from RefSeq and is a predicted model, not a curated record. Gene Ontology annotation, cellular component: nucleus. Gene Ontology annotation, molecular function: protein serine/threonine kinase activity; ATP binding.